AUGCUCCAAAUACAUGAAAGUCGUGCUUUACUUUUUAAAAAAACUUCAGUUAUUUCUAAUUCAGUUUCUACUGAAGAAUCAAAAGGUGCUGUCGAAGCGCUUAGAGAUGCACUGAAAAUAGCUGCACAUCCGGAGAAUUUAGUUGUUUUGAAAGCAUGCUGUAAAAAAACGAUGCCAUUGAAUCAUUUUGAAAUGGGUAUGCUGUCCAGUAAAAAUGGUACAGUUGAUGCUGCUGUACGAGCACUACGACUGAUCCAUCUGGAAAAUUUGCGUGAAGUACAGACCAAAAUAAAUGAAGCCGUUGUAGUGGUACAAGAGUUGACUGCUGAUCCUAAAACUGAUAAACGCCUGGGCAAAGUCGGAUUUUAA
Messenger RNA from Thelazia callipaeda (thelaziosis nematode), 369 nucleotides. Lineage: Eukaryota; Metazoa; Nematoda; Chromadorea; Rhabditida; Thelaziidae. The record is from the annotation of a GenBank genome assembly.